AUGCCGACCCCUUCUUGCGACCAAUGUCACCGUAAACGGCUUCAAUGCGCUGGCGGCAGGCCUACCUGUGUUCAUUGCGCCAAUACUGGACAGGUCUGCACAUACAGUACUGGAAAGCCCGUCGGCAAGCCAAAAGGUCACAGAAAAGCGAAGAGAAACGAAUCUGCAGAAUUUGAAGUGAAGGACUUGACAGGAGACUCCGGUGUCCGGCAUCAGCGUGAUAGUACAAGCGACUCGUCACCAAGCUUCUCAGACGUCAACGAGACCGGUAGCAUGUCACACAUGGGAAUGGGCCGCAGUCCCAUUGUCGGAUUAACAUCAUCUCCAUCGGCUGCAGGAUCGAUACCAGCGGACACGCCUUUUUCCUCAUUCACCGCUCCCGGCUACUCUCAUGCUGCACUUAUCCCAAAUGCACUAUCUCAGGACGUCAAUAUGGUACCUACCGACUAUACGUCCGCUCUUACGACGAUGCCGGUGCCCGUCAACAGUGUUCUGUCCCCAGACUUGACUCAACAUGAAUGGCAGUCAAUGCUCCAGCAAUCUUCUGCAGCUGUUUCCAUGCAGAUUGGCACCCAGCUUCUGCCUUCGUACUAUUCAUCGGCGUUGACUGGACCUCAGACUAGUCUACACGAAUCUUUCACAUACAACGGCAACACGGCCUUCGCCAACGGACAUUAUACGCCCUCGGGCUUUGCGAUGCCUCCGGAGCAAAGUGGAUCGUCAUCUGGCGACACAGACAGCCACGUUCUCUCACGGGUCAUCGAAUUGCUCUUCAGAUGUCAGUCCCAUGAUCCAGGCUCCUUCGACACGACUUUAGACCUAAUACAUAAUUGUAUUGAAGACGCGCGAAUCUCAUUCUAUCGAUGCUCUGCUCCAAGCGAACGAUACUCGAUGAUGUUCGUCAUGUUUUUGCAGCAGUCGAUCAGCGGAUGCCAGAAGCUGCUGCAGCUGGCAAUGAAUAUUGAUGAACGACCACAUUCUCGACUACCGCGACAGACUGUUUCCCGAGACACGGACCAAGCAGCCAGCGAGACUUCUAGGAUGGAAACGCAGACCUUGGAAGCUAGCGUCAGAGUCUCCGUCGCUCAAGCAGAAUUGGCAAGGCUUCGACAGCUGACAGAGGACUUCAAGGCCUCGGUGGUACAGAGAAGCUGCAAUGCGGGAGAUCAUGCAUAUUUGUGGUCUUUACUCGAAGCUCCUGACGAGUCGCUCACUGCGUUGCAGCAGAGAGUUCCCUGCUUGAGAUUCUGA
Zasmidium cellare ATCC 36951 is the source of this 1251-nucleotide messenger RNA. RefSeq lists its product as uncharacterized. Gene Ontology annotation, biological process: regulation of DNA-templated transcription. Gene Ontology annotation, molecular function: zinc ion binding; DNA-binding transcription factor activity, RNA polymerase II-specific. The record is from RefSeq and is a predicted model, not a curated record. The transcript has a single exon. Lineage: Eukaryota; Fungi; Ascomycota; Dothideomycetes; Mycosphaerellales; Mycosphaerellaceae. Bases 1 to 1251 code for a protein of 416 amino acids.